Molecule: messenger RNA, 1186 nt
Organism: Neoarius graeffei (lesser salmon catfish)
Lineage: Eukaryota; Metazoa; Chordata; Actinopteri; Siluriformes; Ariidae
Product: paired box protein Pax-6-like
Exons: 7
Coding region: 1-801 (266 amino acids)
Biological process (GO): anatomical structure development; regulation of transcription by RNA polymerase II
Molecular function (GO): DNA-binding transcription factor activity, RNA polymerase II-specific; RNA polymerase II cis-regulatory region sequence-specific DNA binding
Source: RefSeq, a predicted model, not a curated record
AUGUAUGAGGAGUUAACAAUGCUUAAUUUGCAAAGUAAUUCGAACUGGAACAUGCCGAAUGACUGGUACCAUCAGCAGAACACUGCUGCCACCCAUCACAGCACAGUGUCUGAUGACUGCAUGGUGGACACAGACACAGCAAUGGGGACAGGAGGAGGAAGAGUGCAGAUGGAGAGGAACAAUGGUGAAGAAUCACAGUUGCGGCUGCAGCUGAAGAGGAAACUGCAGAGGAACAGGACGAGCUUUACUCAGGAGCAGAUUGAGGCUCUGGAGAAAGAAUUUGAGAGGACACACUACCCUGAUGUUUUUGCACGAGAACGUCUAGCAAAUAAAAUAGACCUCCCGGAAGCACGGAUCCAAGUGUGGUUUUCCAACCGAAGAGCAAAAUGGAGACGAGAAGAGAAGCUGCGCAACCAGAGGAAAUCUGGGGGUGGAACUUUAUGCACCCAAACACAUACUCCGCUUAGCACUUCCUUUAAUUCAGCCCUCUAUCAGCAGCACAGCAGCAGUGCAGGCUCCAUGAUCAAUCAAAGUGAGACAACUCUCCCUAGUUACAGUUCCCUCUCUGUCUAUUCUGGAGUACAGUCGGCCCCCUCAUAUCCUUGCAUGCUGCCCCCUUCUCCUUCUGCCCCACAAUCCUUUGAGCCUUCUUCUUACCCCUCCCCCCACCUCCCAGGCCCGCCUACUGGAAACACCAGCACAGGUUUGAUCUCUCCUGGCAUUUCAGUACCAGUCCAGGUCCCAGGGAAUGAGCAGAACAUAGGCCAAAACUUGGGCCAGUACUGGGCCCGACUGCAGUGAGGAAAAAGCAAUUCAUGAUCAUGUGAGGAAGUGAUCGAGUCAGAAACAAAAACUUGAAGAUAAAGCUUCUCAGUAGAGAUUUCACAGGGAUACAAAUUAUGAAUUAACAUUCAAGAUUAAUGCAAUCUCUAGAAGUGUUGUAACUUUCUGGUUUGUAAACUAUAUUGCAUUGUCACCAGCAUGAACCCGGUUGCAAUGCACUAUGGGACAUUUUAUCUUGCUUCAUAGUCUGUUGUUUAAACUUGCAGUACUAAAUUCGCAAGAAAAUGAAUCAUGCAUAAGCAUUUUUAGGAUUCAUUUGAACACUUGCUAAAAAUUUGGAUUAUGCCUGUUCAGAAAGUGUGCUUACGAUGUACACUUAUUAGUAAAACUAAAUUUGACUUUU